Molecule: messenger RNA, 849 nt
Organism: Echinococcus granulosus
Lineage: Eukaryota; Metazoa; Platyhelminthes; Cestoda; Cyclophyllidea; Taeniidae
Product: Rho-related GTP-binding protein RhoU
Exons: 3
Coding region: 1-849 (282 amino acids)
Biological process (GO): small GTPase-mediated signal transduction
Molecular function (GO): GTP binding; GTPase activity
Source: RefSeq, a predicted model, not a curated record
AUGUCCGAGAAAUCUAAUGCAUCUGUAAAAUGUAUACUGAUCGGUGAAAGUGGAGUAGGGAAAACUAGCCUGGUGGUCAGCUACACUAAAGAUGAUUAUCCCGUUCAACAUGAGCCUACGGCCUUUGAUACCUACGUUGUGGAUCUCCGUGUUGAAAAUCGUCAAGUAAACCUGCAGAUACAUGAUGCUGGUGGCGCCCCCGGUGUUCGUUCCCUCCGUGAGUUAGCCUAUCCUGACGUGCACGUGGUGAUCUUUUGCUUCUCCGUGGUGCAGCCGGCGACCCUUUGGGCCCUGCGUGACUGCUGGCUGCCUGAGCUGGCCGCCAGCGGCCUCAUUCUCAACCCUUCCGCCCUCGAAACAGCUUCGCGCAUCGGCUGUCUCCCCCCGUCAAAUCCCUUGGCCGUCGCUCCUCGUCCUCCCGGUCCUGCCUUCAUCCUCGUUGGAUGCGCUUGCGAUCUGCGCAAUGAUAUCAAGUGCCUCCUUGACCUUUCGAUGCGGAACGAGCUGCCUGUCAACGAAGCUGUGGCGCAUCGCCUCGCGGUGGAGUUCGGUGCCGAAGCUUACAUCGAGUGCUCCGCGCUCACCCAGAAGCAACUUAAGAAAGUUUUCGAUCUCGCCGUGUGGUACGGUCUGCACGCACAGCAGGCGAUGCUGCACACCGCAGGUGCGGGCGUCAGCUCGAGAAACAGCCUCUCGCCACCUGCACCGCAAGGCAGUGGUGCCUCGCGCAAGUCCAAGCGCCGACGCCAUCACAGCCCCAUGGAGGCGAACAACCAGGCGGUACAGCACCCUAACGACCUGUGUGCGUCACAGCGCUCCAUCUGGAAGAAGCUCUUGUGUUUGCGUUGA